Messenger RNA from Lachancea mirantina, 1320 nucleotides. The record is from the annotation of a GenBank genome assembly. NCBI's taxonomy places the organism in Eukaryota, Fungi, Ascomycota, Saccharomycetes, Saccharomycetales, Saccharomycetaceae.
AUGCUAAGAGCCACUUCAAGAAGUUUCACUAGCUGCAGCAGACUUGGGGCUGCCGUAAGUCGUGGCAAACCACAGGGCUUUGCAAAAAAAGCCGGGAGCAAUGGCAGGACUGCGGCUAAAAAGGUGAGUGCUGGAUCGCUUUAUAAAUCCUGGGAUCAAACGGUUGCGACCUCGCAAUUCAAUCGAAAUGCCUCACCUGUUGCAUUGCCCAAAUUUGAAAGUAAAGAUGUUAGUAAGUCUUUGAAUGAGGUCGUUUCUUACUCGAGCAGUCAAUACAAAGCUCUUUAUCAUUUGGGCUCUUUCAAGCAGAAUCAACGUCAUGAGUUAUUUCCGCGGCCUGUAUCACUUGUGAGAGAAGCGACGACAAGAAGGCUAUUUGACGCUAUUAAAAAUUCGGGUGAUAGGAAGUUCGUUUUGACGGGGGAACCUGGUGUAGGAAAGUCAACUCUAUUAACGCAAGUGCAUGCUCUUGCUGUUGAGCAAAAAUCUGUUAUUCUCAAUAUUUCUCAUCCGGAUCUCUUUCUUGACGGUAGAAAUGAUUUCUACCACGACGGGAAAGAGUACGUUCAGCCAAUGUAUUUGAAAAGGCUGUUUUCGAAACUUUUGAAAUCUAACGAUGCUGAUAUACUCGCAUCUAUUCCGCUCAAAGACGAUCAUAAGCUUCUGGGUCAAGCUACGAAAGAAUCUUCGGUGGGAAAAUCGUCCAUACUCACAGCAAAAAGACACACACUUUUGGAUUUACUCUCUUUCAAGGCAGCUCCAAGAAGUAGAGGUGAGCAGUUCACCGCGGUAAUUAAGGAGCUCAUGAACCAAGCCAAUGUCCCAGUGUUCGUCACAGUUGAUAACUUUUCUCGUAUGCUAUCAGAGCCUUUCUCAGCUUACAAGGACACUGCGAAUAGAAACGUUCACAUCUUUUCUUUACAGCUGGGAAGAACAAUUAUGGACAUAGUCAGUGGGAAAAUUGGCUCUCAGAAUUCAAAGAGCUGCGUCAUUCUUGCAACAUCCGGCUCAGAUCGUACAAACCGCACGUUGCCCAUUGGUCUCGGAAAACUUGAUCAUGACCCUUACAUACGACUGAAGCACUAUGAACCAAAGCUUGCCGAACUUUUGAAAGAGGGCCAAGUGAAGGAAUUUAUGGUUGAAAAGCUCACGAAGGAGGAGGUUAAACAACUACUUAAAUUUUACUUGAAGUCAGAAAUUUUUUUGAAAAGAGACUCACAGGAUAAAGAAUUCGAUCAAGUCGUUGACGAAAAGUAUUUUUUAAGUGGCAAUGGCAAUCCUCGCGAGCUUUUGAAAAGCUUGGUUUUGCACAUGGCUUAA